Messenger RNA from Triticum turgidum subsp. durum (durum wheat), 1173 nucleotides. Lineage: Eukaryota; Viridiplantae; Streptophyta; Magnoliopsida; Poales; Poaceae. The record is from the annotation of a GenBank genome assembly.
AUGAAGAUGACGGCGCAGGACAAGCACAAGUACAAAGAGGACGAGAAGAAGCGGAACAUGGAGAAGAGGAAGGAGAGGAAGGAGAAGGAGGACGAGGAGAGGAGGAACCAGGCGGAGGAGAGGAGGAACCAGGCGGAGGAGUGGAAAAGGGCUUUUGAUUAUGAGGAGGAGAUGGAAUCCACAAUGGAGUAUCUCAAAAAUCGGAUGGUUAUCGAGCAGGAUUUUUUUGAUGGCUGUCGUCGCAUGUGGGAACAUGCUCGGGGCUCCGAGAUUGGGCGGUGCGGUGCCUUCGAAGAUAAAACCUUAUUGAGCCCUAUGUUCUUUACACACUACACACCCUGUACCAUCCCAUCAUCUGCUGCGGUCACUGGGAGCACCUUGCAAAUCUACUCCUUCAGAAUUCUUGAACUAAAAGGCAACUUGAACUGGCCACUCUAUGUCUACGGCCUGAUCGCUGCUCGAGACACCGUGGACCGCAAUCGUAACAUUCUCUUCAACCGGUCGAUGUUUAAAUGUCAACUACUCACCCAAAAUGAUCCUUUUUUACGCUUGAGCGGCCCCUCUCGUGCAAUUGUAGCUCUGGACCCCGUUGACUUUGAAGUUGAACUAAAACUACAUGACGGAGUGGGAUGGGACUCCCAAGAUAGACCAUUGAUGAAUGUUAGCAACCGUUAUGAUGGUACUGAUCGUACCAUUCUCUUCCACAGCUGCUGGUGUACAGCAGAGUUAAGCCUUCAGCGACUUGCUACAACGGUCCAGGCCACUAUUGUUGGUGUUCGCGUGGUUGAAGGGGGGUGGCCUUUUAAAUAUGGAGGUCGAAUUGCUUGCUCCCAGUCUGCUGCAGAGGUUAUUGAAUCCACAUCUAUGGAAGUUGUGUUGCUGGAUUGUCAUGGUGAAGGAAUGCCUGUUGGACCAAAUGGUUACCUUCAGUUGUCAAGGAAUGUUGUUUCAGUAGAAUUACAAGGAGAAUUGAAAGUUGUCAUACAAGCUUACAUGGAAUCUGGUCGUAUUGAUGACCACGAGGGUCAUCUAUACUUCCCUCCCAAACAUUGUCAAACAAGUACACUUGAAUGCUUCAUUAGCGACUUCAAGAUGGAGAUAACCGUUGCUUGGUCCCGCCUGGUCCGAGACAGAAUGGAUGUGCUGAUAGAGGGGCACAUCGGCAAGGAGUAG